AUGUUUGAAAUCCUCGAAGCGUACGGUAUACCUCCUGACGUAGUUGUAGCGAUCCGAGUCAUGUACGAGAAUACCUCUGCUGUAGUAAUCACUCCAGAGGGUGAGACUGAUGCUUUCAACAUCGACACAGGCAUUCUUCCGGAAGAUCGCCUGCACGUGUCAGAUGGAUCAGACAUCGAACUUGUGGGCGACUUCAAGUAUCUGGGUGGCUACACUGACUCUAGUCACGACAUGAGUAUGAGAAUAGCGCAGUCAUGGAGUGCACUCCACUCAUUGCAGAAGUUGUGGAAAGCACCCAUUCAGAAAGAUACAAAAACGAAAGUAUUUCAGGCUUGCAUUGAAACUAUUCUUCUUUAUGGCUCGGAAUCGUGGACAUUGAAUAUCACCCGCCAAAAGAGACUUGACAGCACUUACACAAGAAUGCUUCGUGCAGCCUACAACAUCUCCUGGAGACACCAUCUAACAAACAAGUCACUAUACGGCUCACUGCCUCGUAUAUCUGACGUAGUGAGGCAUUAUCGUCUGGCCCUUGCUGGGCACGUCAUUCGCCACGAUGAACCUGCUGGAAGAUUGCUGCUCUGGACUCCAGAUACAAGGAGAGGGGUCCGCCGGCCAUACGUCACCCUGAAAUCAGUCAUUGAGAGGGACACCGGCCUCACAGGAGCAGACCUUUACGCCGUAAUGGUCAAUCGAGGACUAUGGAGUUCGAACUUCGUGAAUACUUCACCGACGCCGCACGGCAUUGGAUGA
Molecule: messenger RNA, 750 nt
Organism: Priapulus caudatus
Lineage: Eukaryota; Metazoa; Priapulida; Priapulimorpha; Priapulimorphida; Priapulidae
Exons: 2
Coding region: 1-750 (249 amino acids)
Source: RefSeq, a predicted model, not a curated record